Molecule: messenger RNA, 2294 nt
Organism: Carassius carassius (crucian carp)
Lineage: Eukaryota; Metazoa; Chordata; Actinopteri; Cypriniformes; Cyprinidae
Product: forkhead box protein N1-like
Exons: 10
Coding region: 142-1773 (543 amino acids)
Biological process (GO): regulation of transcription by RNA polymerase II
Molecular function (GO): transcription cis-regulatory region binding; DNA-binding transcription factor activity, RNA polymerase II-specific
Source: RefSeq, a predicted model, not a curated record
UAAAAGCAGAGUGGCAACUCAGAGAGUGAUAUUUGAGGAGAUCUGCAGCUGGUUUGCAGGUGUCUUUGUGGACUCUGGCUGUCUUAGAUUUACAACCUGGGCCUGGAAGCACCACACACAGCGAGGCAGGUUGUAGGGACGAUGUCCUCUGAGCCCCAGGGCCUGUCUUUGCCAUCUGUAAGCAGCAGCAACAGCUCACCAAUUCCUUCUCCGGGUGAACUACAAUCCUUUGACCAUCUAGGGUCACUCUACUUUCAGAUGCCAGAAUCACAGUGUCACCAGAGCUAUGUUGGAGAAGGGUUUCCACCGUACUCCCAAAGAGAAAGCUUUCCUUACAGGCAGAAGAGUGCCGAGCACUUUCGUAGACACAGACCAGAUGGAAGCCCUGUCGGACAAGAAUCUGGCCUAAUGGAGAACAAUCACUACCAUCCAUACAGGCGUCAAUGCAGUGAAGGGGCCAUCAGUGAGGUUCAAACCUUCAGUUGUCUUAGAAGAGCUGGAUUGGCUGGGAAACUCACCACGACUGAUGGAAUGGAGGAAGAAUCUUCUUGGACUCCAUUAAGCGCUGAUGUGGAGACCACCAGUGUCAUGAGAAAUCAACUCUCCUACAGUGAGCCUCAGACGAGCUCUGAAGAACCUCCCGGCUACACAUCAGUGAACCAUCAGACAUUCAGUCCCAUCAGUACCCAUCAGUUAUACUCUUCAAGAGCAAUAGACACUAUUUCUCACUAUUAUAACCAAAGCCUCUCAUCACAAACAUCUCAAGACAAUUCUGUGCAGACACUCUACCCUAAACCUGUAUACUCUUACAGCAUUCUCAUCUUCCUGGCUCUCAGGAAUAGCAAAACAGGCAGUCUACCAGUAAGUGAGAUCUACAGCUUCAUGACACAGCAUUUCCCCUACUUUAAGACAGCACCUGAUGGCUGGAAGAAUUCUGUCCGACACAACCUCUCUUUGAACAAAUGCUUUGAGAAAGUGGAGAACAAGAAUGGGAACUCCUCCAGAAAGGGCUGCCUGUGGGCCCUGAACCCAGCGAAGGUACAGAAGAUGCAGGAGGAACUUCACAAGUGGAGACGUAAAGAUCCCCUGACUGUCAGAAGGAGCAUGGCCCGACCAGAGGAGCUGGAACGCCUUCUUGGGGAGAGACCUGAAAAAAUGAAGUCUCUUGGAGCUCACUUCAGUCUACCAAGCAGCCAUUCACAUUCUCAACCUUUAAGAGUUGCUAUGCAUCCUGCCUACGGACACCAACCUGUCCAUGAUACUAGUGUUCUGCAACAGAAGUCUCUCUACAACCCUUUACCCUCUCAAACUGCCAUCCCGCCUCCCCCCUACUUAUCCCCAGACGCUUUAUCUUUCUCAUAUUACCCUCCUGUCACCCAUCAGCCCAUUGCCGGGCAUCCCUCCAGUCCCAGGACAGGCAGCAUGGAUUCUCCCUUACCAGCACACACCCCACCGAGCUACAGCACCGCCCUGCAGGCUGGUCACAGCGCUUCAGCGAACAUGCAGGAGCUUCUGCUGGAUGGAGAAAUCAGUAAUGAUGUCGAUGCAUUAAAUCCCAGCCUCACAGAUCUACAAUUACAUGGGAAUCUUUGGGAGGAGCUAAGGAAUGACAGCCUCGCUCUGGAUUCACUGGUAGUCAUGGACAGUCCCACUCAAACAGGGGAUAGCAUGGGGGUCUGUGUGGGUUUAGCGGAGACUGACGGUGGGGUGCAAGGCAGCAUUUCUGAGCUUUAUCUCAGCGGGCUCUACACAACCCCUAUUCCACUGCUAUGAGAAAGAAACAUGUAUGUUGCAUACCAUGUCAUCUUUGUUUUCCAAAAUAGAAAUAGUUUAUGUUAUUUGUAAAAAUGACAUUGGUUUUAAUGUUUUAAAUACUUAAAUGUAGUAUGCUGUCAAAUUCUACUUAACCAGUGGUCCUACACUGAAAAAAAGCCAGGGAAAUUAAUUACCAAGCAAGUAACAAAUUGAGUUAAACAUGAAAUUUGGAAGUAGAAUAACUAAAUAGUAUUUUCUUGUAAAACAUACUCCAGUAAUGUUUAUUUUAAUUUACAACUUGUAUUUUUUUUUAUUAUUUUAUUUAUUUAUUUUUUACAGUGUGCCAACCUUUUUGACUCCAAUGAUGUAUUGUCUAUAGGAAUUGUUAAAGACACCAUGACAUUUCUGGAUAAUGAUUAAGGAUAAAUAUUUUUUACUCACAAUUUCUACAUAACUAGAAACAUUUAUAUUCAACUGCCCAUGAAGUUAUAAGAUUUCAUCAAUUCACAACUUUUCUAAGUCUAGAUCUUACCUUUAUA